AUGACACCAUCGCGCCUUGUUAAGGUUAGUACACGUUGCCUCACCUUGGAAAAAUGCUGGGUUGGGGGAGCGGCACGUGACCACGCCUUGUCUAGACCUCCAACCGACCCACGCGCCCCCGCGGGCCCCGUGGAUUACAACGCAUAUUGGCAGCCUGAAGGCUUCGAUAAGAUGUUGAAAACCUCUCAUCCGAUUGACCUGAACGAAUACUACGUCCUCCGAGACCUACUAGACGUGCACAAAUGGGGAAUCCAAGACUCAAAGGACCCGUACACCUGGGGUUUCACGCUUUAUAGUGCCCAUCUCGCACCUCACGCCAAGGAGCGCUUUCAGCGUGGCAUUGCAAAGCUCGACCAUUGGCUUCGAUACCGGGCCACGCAGACACGCUACACCGACCUCGAUCCGAAGGGGGAUUACACGCAGCUCGAUGCCCGUCCUAUAUAUGAUAAGAUACUUCCUUCUCAUGACCUUGCCCGUCGCUUCAAAUUCGACGUCAUCGACGAAUACCCAGCUAUGGAGACCGUGGUGGCAGGUUGUGAGACCAAGGACGGCGACGAGGAUUUCAUGGCUAUCGGGCAGCAUUUCACGCAGUGGGUAGAGGAACACGCUCUCAAUAUCCUGGAUCAAUACGUGCGCAACGACCAUUGCCUCAUUGUGGACGAAAAGUCCCUCCGCACACUCGAAGCGCUACCAGAGCAAACACCGCCACCUGGUCCAGUCGCCGACGAUGGCAACGGUUGUUUCCUACAAAGUCAGCCUAAAGGUGCUUGGGUCUGGAUGCUCGAUCGUGAGUAUUUCCAAAAGUAUGCCCGGGCUCAAGCCUCUGGCGGUAGUGUCCGGCUGCCACCCUACGAUCACCCUGAUGAGAGACGGUUCAACCAUGGGACGUGUAUGGUUCUUUCGCCCUCGGGGGUAUUCGCCCGCGACGUGGGAAUCGGUGGUGGAGAGGGAUCGAGAGAAGUUCGACCAAGUGAAUUGGUGGGGAGAUGCGCAGGCUGGAACUGUGAAUGAUCAGCGACGAAUGCGGAGGCGAGGAGAGUCUGUUCUGGAUGCCAUGCUCGCAAGCUUAUUAGGAUGCCAGAAACCAUGAGCGGCAACAUGUCCGUCAGCAUGGUCAACCACGCCUCGCCAAGUCUGUCUACCAUGCCCUGCUCGCACUUGACGGCCGCCAAGCGCACAGCGCGCUGCAGAAGCAACCGACUUGAUGUGCUGCAAUGGAUUAUAGCGCCGUGUUGAGCUCCUUCUGCGCCGCGGGACUGGCCACCCUCUCGGCGAGCUCGACGCCAGAAGAUCGCGAGACCACAAAGACAGCGUCUUUAGUGUCUAGGCCGGAGCGGUGCAGCCUGAUUAAAGGCGUUGUUUGGCGCAAACUGCCUGACGCCCACAUCAACAAGCGCCUCAACCUCGGUCAUGGCAGCGUCAUAUGCAAGGAAACAGUCCCAGAGU
Emericellopsis atlantica is the source of this 1446-nucleotide messenger RNA. RefSeq lists its product as uncharacterized. The transcript has 3 exons. NCBI's taxonomy places the organism in Eukaryota, Fungi, Ascomycota, Sordariomycetes, Hypocreales, Bionectriaceae. Bases 1 to 1011 code for a protein of 336 amino acids. The record is from RefSeq and is a predicted model, not a curated record.